Molecule: messenger RNA, 2192 nt
Organism: Juglans microcarpa x Juglans regia
Lineage: Eukaryota; Viridiplantae; Streptophyta; Magnoliopsida; Fagales; Juglandaceae
Exons: 2
Coding region: 309-2171 (620 amino acids)
Source: RefSeq, a predicted model, not a curated record
CAUUAAUUUUCUAAAAAUGACAGACCAAUCCCAGAGCUAUGGGGAACAAAGCUAAGCUUUUGACUGCUAAACAUUUUCGUGGAAAGCUAACCUCUUUUCUCCAUCUUUCUGUUCAUUUGUUUCCCACAGUUCUUUAAGUUUUCUAUGAAUAAACUCAUCCCCCCCAACUCUAAAUUUGUGCAGACUGACUUUUAGGGUGCUCUUCCAAAUGUGGGUAUUUUUGUUCAUCAGUUUCUAGACGUGGGUCGUGAUCUAUAUAUUCAAAUUGGUUGGAAUCUAUUCCUUUUACAGUGUCGAAAGAAGUUGAUAUGGGUAUUGAUGUAAAGGGUGUUGAAGCUUGGAUUUGUAGAAUCCUUGAGUUUUCCAUCAAUAUCAGCUAUAGAUUUAUACAGAAUCAUCCAUUUGCUUUUUCGGUUUCUAUGUUCUUCCUCCUCGUAUACAUAUUUCUUCCUUUCAUCCUCAACUUUUUGGCCUACACUUCCCCAUUUAUAGUUUGUAUUGCUAUUCUUCUUAGAAUCUUUUGGAGUUCGGAACAGUCCUACAUCCGUUGUGUCAAAGGAGAUGGAAGAAGGAAAAAUGGGAUGUUACGCAAGAAUUCUGGGUCUGUUGAAUAUGAUAUUGCUUUCAAUAGAAAUGAUUGCUCUUACUUACAAAGGGUAACAAGUAGGCGAAGAAAGAACAGAGAAAUGGAUGAACAAACUGGUAAGAACGAAGAAGAAAGUUAUUCUUCUAAACAUGGAGCCUCUUCUGAUGUCUCGGCAGCUGAAGAUAUUCGAAGUCUUGAUAAACACCGCCCAUUCUUAUCUUCCGAAGAUUUAGAGUCCCAAAUCAAGUCAAGUGAUGGCACACGACAAGCUUGUAAAUUUGAUGUUGGUGGUACUAGGAUAGAGGCUCCCAACAUGGAAGAAGCAGACGAUGAUGAUGAAGAGGAGACACAGGAGGAUAGGAAUAGUGCUGUGAAAUGGACAGAGGAUGAUCAGAAAAAUCUUAUGGAUUUGGGUUUUUCAGAGAUAGAAAGGAACAGGAGGCUGGAAAGUCUAAUUGCAAAAAGAAGAGCGAGAAAGUUAUUUAGCAUGCAGGUUGAAAGGGGCUGGGGUGGCAUGCGCAGUGUUCCUUCUAAUCAAAUUUCUCCAAUUUUUCUUGCAAGAAACAACACUAUUGAUCUAAGUAUUCUAGACGAAACUGAAGGCUUAGAAUUGCCUGAUACAGCUCCUUCUAUUUUGUUUCCGAAACAGAACCCAUUUGACCUUCCCUAUGACCCACUUGAAGAAAAGCCUAAUCUCAGGGGAGAUAGUUUUCAUCAAGAAUUCAUGGCAGCUCAUAAGGAAACGCUAUUCUGCAGGCAUGAAAGCUUCAGUUUAGGACCUUCUUUCCCAUUGGAAUCCAAGCAAGAUCGUCGCGGCAAAAACUUUAACCCUUUUUUUGUUGCAGAGAGGAAAGGGGUAUUGGAGGGAUCGGGAUACCCCAAAUUCAAUAGGCAGCCAAGAAUUGGAGACCAUGAUCAGCGAAUGGAACAAUUCUUACAUAAAGAAGAUAUUCAUGGCACCCCUGGUCUUGUUGAAACUGGAGCAGAAGCUCUCAAUCAGAUAAUAAACUCAGUGGAAAUCACGCAUGAAGAGGAUAUAAAUACCAAAAAUGGUCCGAAUGGCAUCAAAGGAGAGGACGAAAUGGAAAGAUCUCACGGCAUGGAGUCGUUAAGCAGCAGUGAUGAGUCAAACUCAUUAUCUUCAUCUAUAGAAAAUGAACAGAACUUCAAUGCUUAUGUAGCAGGGGUUUUAGAAGAUGUGGAAUCAAAUCCUGCUCAAAAGUCUACAAGUUGUUUACUGGUUGAGCCUGAAAAUGACCCAUUUGAUUCUAGCCCAUCAGCAAAUGAAAUGAACAGUAUGGGUGAUCGGGGUUUAGUUGUUGGUCAGUGCUCUUAUCAUACUUCAAACUGCUCCAUAGCUUCCGAUUUGCAAGUGGAGGUCUCAGAAGUUGGUUCACCUCCACUAACAGUAGAUGGCUCCAAUUCAGCCACAGAUGGAGAAUCAUUGACAUAUGAUGAGGAAAGUGAAAAGGAAAACACUUUUGGCAGUGAAGAAAUGUGGGGAGCCUCAUCUCAUCAAUCUGGAAUAGAGGAAAAUGAAGAAGAAUCAAGAGGAACACAUGAAGUCAGCCAGGGGAUAUUGUAGGAUUAGAAUUGUCCCGACCCA